AUGGUUACAACCGGCGGGACGGAUCUUCGUGAUGAUAUAAUGCGUCUGAAUGGUACCGUUCAUAUUGUUGUUGCUACUCCUGGCCGUAUACUGGAUCUUUUGGAUAAGGAUUUCCAAGGUAUCCUCGAUCGUGUCAUCAAAUACCUGCCGGCCGAUCGUCAGAUUAUGCUCUAUUCGGCAACAUUCCCGCUAACGGUAUCCGAAUUUAUGCACCGACACAUGCGCAACCCAUACGAGAUUAAUUUGAUGGAAGAACUGACACUGCUUGGUGUUACACAGUACUAUGCUUAUGUGCAGGAAAAACAAAAAGUCCACUGCUUGAACACCUUGUUCCGCAAGCUCCAAAUCAAUCAGUCAAUUAUUUUUUGCAAUUCAACACAACGUGUGGAGCUGUUGGCGAAGAAAAUCACAGAGAUCGGUUAUUCUUGCUACUACAUUCAUUCACGUAUGGCGCAAAAUCAUCGUAAUCGGGUAUUUCACGAUUUUCGUCAAGGAAAUUGCCGCAAUUUGGUGUGCUCCGAUUUACUCACCAGAGGUAUUGAUAUCCAGGCAGUGAAUGUUGUCAUAAAUUUCGAUUUCCCACGCAAUUCCGAGACAUAUCUUCAUCGCAUAGGACGGUUGGUUUUUUUUUUUGUAUUUCAACUGCAUAAUUCAGACUCAUUCAAACAGUGA
Gongylonema pulchrum is the source of this 672-nucleotide messenger RNA. NCBI's taxonomy places the organism in Eukaryota, Metazoa, Nematoda, Chromadorea, Rhabditida, Gongylonematidae. The record is from the annotation of a GenBank genome assembly.